CCGCUUUGUCCACUGGCGCCCCCUUUUAAGCCACGCCCCAUAUUUUGUUUCCGACCGUCGACCAUGGGUUCGUCACGAAACCAUAAUUUUCUCGACAAAGUCGCCGACACGCUCGAAACGAACAGCAAAGGAGUGCAGUAUGGACUGUACGGUCUUGGAUUCGCGGGGCUAUUUGUGGCUUUCAGGAGAGUGCGACCUAUCCAGAAAUUCUCCAAGCCAAGUCAGAUUCCCCGAAACUUCAUCAAGCAGAAGCAACCGCUGAAUGGCAUUGUCAAGGGCGCAGAAUUGCGCAACGGUGCCGCCGUUAUACAAAUCGCACACACUCCGCCUCUGCCCUUGGGCAGAGAGGGCAAACCGCCUUACUUGCCGGUGUCCCUCUGCGGCGUCUCACCCACCACCAAUGGCCUGUCUUGGCUGCAAAUCGUCCUCGAGUCGCAGCCCGUCACCUUCACCGUCCUCUCAACCAACUCAAACACAGCCUCCUCCCUGAUUUCGUUUAAUGGCAAUGAUGUCGGGUCUCGUCUGGUCGAGCUUGGAUUUGCCAGAGUGGAGCCUCCUGACCAACUUUUGACCUCCAGCGAGGCCUACAAAAAGCUGCACGCGAGUCUGGUCAAGUCGGAACGGCGUGCCGAGCGAAACGGAAAUGGAAUUUGGUGGGGCCACGCUCCGUUCUACAUCAAACUGGCCAACAAAGCAUGUUCUCGGCUUCGGUUGUUGGCUGCUCAGGCAAAGGCCGCCAGGAAACAGCAACAGCAGUCCUCCCUGGGAGUCGUCGCAGUCAGAUAAGCGCUUAAAAUUUUUCUACUGAACUGACUUGAAAGCAGCUUCGACCGUAGAUCAACAUUUUAUUGAUAAGUCUGAUAGCGACUGAUAUGUGGAAAUUUGUUGAUACUUGUAAAUUACGGGCCGUGAUGGUUGUGCCUCCUAACAAAGUUAUUAUGUCCUGAAAGUCUAAAAAUUGUUUUAUAUAUUUUUAGUUAUCGAUGGACCUUGGAAAGGUUGCAACUUAAAAGUGCCAAUAAAUGAUAAGUGAAAAUAAAAGGUUUAAAAGUA
Messenger RNA from Cloeon dipterum, 1053 nucleotides. RefSeq lists its product as uncharacterized. NCBI's taxonomy places the organism in Eukaryota, Metazoa, Arthropoda, Insecta, Ephemeroptera, Baetidae. Bases 64 to 786 code for a protein of 240 amino acids. The transcript is spliced from 4 exons. The record is from RefSeq and is a predicted model, not a curated record.